Messenger RNA from Saccostrea echinata, 1739 nucleotides. Its product is annotated as phosphatidylinositol transfer protein alpha isoform-like. The coding region runs from base 69 to 935 and encodes 288 amino acids. Gene Ontology annotation, molecular function: phosphatidylinositol transfer activity; phosphatidylcholine binding; phosphatidylcholine intramembrane carrier activity. The record is from RefSeq and is a predicted model, not a curated record. The transcript has 10 exons. Gene Ontology annotation, cellular component: cytoplasm. Lineage: Eukaryota; Metazoa; Mollusca; Bivalvia; Ostreida; Ostreidae. Gene Ontology annotation, biological process: phospholipid transport.
CAGCUGACGUCACACCCGUUCCACCCCGUCGAUUCAGAGAACACACUGGAAACGGAGCAACCGAAAUCAUGCCGUCCUCUCCCAACAUUAGCGAGUAUCGUAUUGUUCUGCCCAUGACAGUAGAAGAGUAUCAAGUUGGUCAGUUGUGGUCUGUGGCAGAAGCCAGUAAAAAUGAAACAGGUGGAGGAGAGGGAAUUGAAGUAAGAGUGAAUGAACCAUUUGAUGAGAAUAAUUACCCCCCAGAGAGCCCCUUACUGCCACUGACACCUGGUGGAGAACCCUUGACUAAGGGACAGUACACCCACAAAAUCUACCACUUAGCCAGUCGAGUCCCAGCAUUUAUCCGACUUAUAGCACCGAAAGGAUCUCUAGAAAUUCAUGAGAAAGCAUGGAAUGCCUAUCCAUAUUGCAGAACCAUUGUCUCUAAUCCUGACUAUAUGAAGGAUGGGUUUUACAUCAAGAUAGAAACCAUGCACUGUCCAGACAGAGGCACUCAGGAAAAUGUACACCAACUGCCUCCUGAUGAUCUCAAGAUCCGAAAAGUGGAGAAUAUAGACAUAGCUAAUGACCCAGUCAGGUCUGCUGAUUAUAAACCAGAGUGGGAUCCAAAAUUAGUAAAGUCUGAAAAAACUGGACGUGGACCAUUACAAGGAGAAUGGAAGGAUACUUGUACACCAGUGAUGUGCUGUUAUAAAUUAGUGUCUGUCAAAUUCAAGUGGUUCGGUUUACAAAACAGAGUAGAAAAAUUUAUUCAAACACAAGAGAAAAGAAUAUUUACAAACUUCCACAGACAGGUGUAUUGUUGGUUAGAUAAAUAUCAUGGUCUAACGAUGGAUGACAUCAGGCGGAUAGAAGAACAAACUAAGAAGGAACUAGAUGAGUCCCGAGCUACAGGCCAGAUCCGGGGAACAACAGCUGCUGAUGAGAAGGAGUGAUGUCAUCUGAGUCAUUAGUCAUUCCAUUAGCCAUGACAGCACCAACUGGACAACAUUGCCCUCAGACAAAACAGGCCACUUUUUAUCAUCAGUUUUUGGACAGAGAGAUUGUAGUGUAUUUUUUCACAGGACCCAUUUUUUUCUGAUGAGAUUUUUACUUGUUAUGAUAUUUGAGAUGUCAUUUUCUAUAAAAGACUCAUUUUAAUUUCAUGGUUAAUUUUCCUAUGACUAAUUAAAGGUUGUAGAACUGUUUGUUUGUCCAUAAUGAGGUUUUCUCCCUUUGUAAAGUGCAAAGGGAGAUAACCCCUGCAUUCUGUCAUGUGCUCAUUUGUUAUGAUUUUAUUAUUUAUUGUAUAUUAGGCUUUUGAAUGCACCAGAUAACAUGAUUUUAUAAGAAUUGUACUGCUGCCAUAGAAGUUCAGAAAGAUAAUGAUAAUCUGUCCUCAAAUUCUCUUCUUACUUGUCUGCAUUUUUUACAUACAUAUCCAGGCUCUUAAAAUUUAAUAGUGUUCAAAUUCUUGUAAAUACAUGUACAUUCUUAAGUUUUGUUAGGUACACAAAGGAAAAAGGCUCAAUUUAUAAUGAUUUGUGGAGCAGGCUGGAAUCCUGUUCCGUUGUCGGUACUUCACAGUCUAUACAGUACAGAUCACUAUUGAACAUUAAGUGCAAUAAUGGAAUCUAUAUAUAUGAUUUACUUAGUGUUGAGAAAUCCCAAGUCAUGUCAUAAAAUUAAACAGUACACAAUAAUCAUGCAUCAAGAUUGAAGGAAAAGUUCUAUUAAAAGUCUGGAACAUUAUUCAAUAA